CUGUUCACACCGGGGUGCGCUUUUGAUCCAUCGUGGAAUAAAAACAAUUAUUCUAAAUUGUUGAAUAAUAUUGUUGGUAGAGGAAUGUAUGAAUUUGCAUACGACCACGACACCUUCUCACCUGUAUAAGCACAGUAGUGUUACACAACACUGCAAACCCAUUGCCACGAUACAAAAACAACUUUGUUAACAAUCGUACGCCGCAUAUUGUUAAUGGUCGCGUGUACUUCGAGUGCCUUAUAAAGUGUUCCUAACAACCAACGUUCAUGUACCGCUCAUGAAUAUGGCAAACAAAAGUUACCCCGCCGAAUCACAACAGUUAUACCCCCAGCCCACACGAGUGGAACUGCUGUCGCCGCAGACGGAAACAAAUCAGAAACCGGGAUGGAGCAAGCUGCUGUUGCUGGUGGCCUUUGCCACCACCUUUGGUGGAGCGGUGUCAACGGGCUACUGCAUAGGCGUUAUCAAUGCUCCCUCCAAGCUGAUGAAAAUUUGGUGUAAUCAAACGCUGCAUGACAACUAUGGCAGCAACCUGAGCGAAACCGGACUGGAUUUGCUCUGGUCGAGCAUUGUUUCUGUUUUCCUGGUUGGUGGCGCCAUCGGCUCUCUGGGCGGUGCUGGUGCGGCCAAUAAAUUCGGCAGAAAAGCAUGUUAUCUCAUUUGCGGGGCGCUGUUCUCAGUCGGAGCCGUGCUCUUCUUUUUCUGCCGCGCCGCUAACUCUGUAGAAAUGCUGCUGAUUGGACGCUUCAUUGUGGGUCUCGCAUCGGGCCUUGUAACCGCCACCCUGCCCAUGUAUCUGUCCGAGGUGGCUCCGCUAGCGCUGCGCGGUACACUGGGCGUCUUCUGUGCUGUGGGUGUGACGGGAGGCGUGGUCGUGGGCCAGGUGUGCAGUCUGGCGGAUGUCUUUGGCACCGCUGAUCUCUGGCACUAUGCGUUGACCGCUUACAUGGGCCUGAUCAUUGUGUGCUACCUGCCCUCAUAUCUCUUCCCCGAGAGCCCCAAGUUCCUGUACAUAGUCAAAGGCAAUCGUGCGGCGGCCAAGCGCGAGCUGCAGCGGCUGCGUGGCGAGGGCGCGGAGGAGCUCAUCGCCCAGGAGCUGGCUGAAAUGGAAGCCGAGGCUAAUGCCAAGGUGCAGACAAGCAGCUUCUGCGAUGUGCUGCGCGAUUCCCGCCUUCUGCUACCGCUUGUCAUUGUCUGCUGCUUCCACGGCGGCCAGCAGCUGUCGGGCAUCAAUGCAAUCUUCUACUACUCAGUGUCCAUCUUUGAGAAGGCCGGCCUCUCAACAGUGAAUGCUCAGUGGGCCAAUUUGGGUGCUGGAUGCCUGAAUCUGGCCAUCUCGCUGCUGGGACCCUGGCUUAUGGCCUACUGCAAUAGACGCACCCUGAUGAUGUUCUCCUGCGCCAUGUGCUCCGUCUUUCUCUUCACAAUUGCCUUCGUCUUGUACUAUAUUGACUUUGUCAGCUGGUUUGCCAUUGCCUGCAUUUGCUGCAUCAUGGGAUACAUUUUCUUUUACCAGUUCGGCCUGGGCCCCAUUCCGUACUUCAUUGGAUCAGAACUUUUCGAGGUGGCCCCUCGCUCCGUUGCCAUGUCGAUGGGCAGCCUGGCGUCAUGGACCUGCAAUUUUAUAAUUGGCAUAUCCUUCCCCAGUCUGCAGAAUGCCUGGGGAGCCUUCGUCUUCCUGCCGUUCUCCAUUACCUGUGUGCUGCUCUGUUUGCUAACGAAAUUCUAUCUGCCGGAAACGCGAGGGCGCGAUCCCUCAGAGGUGGCACCUCUCGUCUCCAAUGGUUUCCGGUCCAAGGUCAAAUGAUACUUGUCGCUCACGCACGUCUUACACUUAGAUAUAAUUAGCUAAUGAUAGGUCUGUUAAAUGUACAAUUGCAAAGAUGCGCGGGGGCCGUGCCUAAUGCCUUCAUAGACAAUAAGCCAACAAGCCAAACCAAUUUUUUAUCUUGUCUACGUCAUAAGUUUUCUAUACAAACAAAAUAAAAACAAAAAACUGAUUGAGGAACUAACUUUAAGACCAAA
Molecule: messenger RNA, 2025 nt
Organism: Drosophila subobscura
Lineage: Eukaryota; Metazoa; Arthropoda; Insecta; Diptera; Drosophilidae
Gene: sut1
Product: solute carrier family 2, facilitated glucose transporter member 1
Exons: 7
Coding region: 278-1807 (509 amino acids)
Biological process (GO): monosaccharide transmembrane transport
Cellular component (GO): membrane
Molecular function (GO): hexose transmembrane transporter activity
Source: RefSeq, a predicted model, not a curated record